Didymodactylos carnosus is the source of this 3240-nucleotide messenger RNA. The record is from the annotation of a GenBank genome assembly. Lineage: Eukaryota; Metazoa; Rotifera; Eurotatoria; Philodinida; Philodinidae.
AUGCUUGUGUUCAAUGAUGGGCAUGGUGAAUUGAUCAAUUUAGUGACCGGCAACGUUGUUUCGCCCAACUUAAAUUUUGAAGACGAUGGUUGUUUGUUGGUUCGAUCUGAAAUAUCGAAAACACAAAGUAGACCACUAACAGAAUGUCAAAUUUCUAAUUUUGAACAGCCUGGUGCGAGUGACAUUCAAAAGAAUAAAGAUGUUACUAAAGCUGAAGAACAGUUAAGUAGAAAAGAAAUGAUUACCACAACCGGAGACAUUACACUUAGUUUAAAUCAACUUAAAUUGGAAACAGCAUCAGAAUGUGAUGUGCGCGAGCCAAUUAUUACUGAUAAAGGUCUAUGCUUAUACAAUCCAAGUGUAAUCGACUUAUUGUUAUUUCCGACCUCUAACAAAAAUUGCAUAUUCUAUGAUUUUGAACAUGGUAAUUUUGACCAAUUUAAAGUAACCAUGGAUUAUGAUCAUGCGGAUGUUGUUCGAAUGAGAAAUGAUCGAAAUCAGACACUUCUACAUAUUAGUGCUAUUCGAUUAGUUCCUUAUGUAUGGUUACGUCUAUUACUUAUGCGGAACAUCGAUCCUACUGCACAAGACAAUGACGGAUACACAGCUGCUCAUUACGCCGUUGAAUGGAAUAACGUAGAAAUUCUGAAAGCUUUGACUGUUCGUUGCCACUCAGUCCAGGUACUUUCAGAUAUGGAAAUCACAAAUAUUCAUUGCCAAUGCUUACAAGCAUUAGACAUUAGAGAAUUCUCUGGUCAGUAAUAUAGGUUGUUACUCAAGUACAGACAUUUAACAUUUGCUUUUUAUAGGUGGACUCACUGUAUUCCUGCUUGCAUGUAAAAAACAAGCGGUGGAUUGUAUCAAGUAUAUUCACCAGUUAGGUCGUUAUGAGAUUAAUACUCAAGACCGGUAUGGAGAUACAGCUUUACAUUAUGUUGUUAGCCAAAAUAAUAUUUUAUUAACUAAUUUUCUGAUUGACGAAUGUCGAGCGGAUACUAAUGGUGGUAAAACUGAUCGUCCAAGUGUAUUGGAUGUCGCUCACUACAACAAUAACUUAGAGAUAAAAGAGAUAUUGCUAAGGCACAAUGCAAGGUCUCGAUGUCGCAUUGAAAAGCAAAUAAAAGCAAUACAGAAUAUUUCAAAAUGAAUGGAGAGAUAGGAAACGUCAGCAAUUCUUACUUUAUUAUUUUUUUUAAGCAUCUUUUAUUUGUGCAAUAAUGAUUAAAAAAUAAAAUACAACAACCAGAGAAAAACUCUUAUACGACAAUUCGGGAUAUCCCAUUGUAUGCCGGAUUCUACAUGAACACACUAGAAUAAAAUAAGUAUAUAGAGAAGAGAGAGUAUACUAGUGUUGGUGAGAGAGAGAAUUUGGAAUCGACUUAUGAGAUCCACCCUAUUCGUGUGACAUCCUGCUGGUGAAGGUUUAGUACAUCAUGACUGAUUGAAUCUUCCGGUGGUAUCAGUGAAUUGGACGAUGGCUGUAUACACUCUUAUCAGGUCCUGCUUAAGCAGUGCUCGAAUAGAUUCAUGUUUCAAAAGUAUGUGCUUCAACAUAAUGUGAUUACAAGGACAAUACGCAGUUGCUCAAACAUAAAGUUACGAGACUUAUCAUGAAGAGCACAGUCCAUAAAAAAUUCUUUAGUAGUCUCCCUAUUAAAGCCACAUGCACACGCCGGUGACUUUUCUAAUCCACCUCUAAUAAAGAGAUAAUCAUUUAGUUGAGGAUUAUCAACUCUACAUCGCGUAUGAUGUAUCUCCAAUCGCCGAUCACGCAUUAAUGGUAAACGAAAGGACGGAGUAUAUUGCAGGACUAAUUUAAGUUUGAAAUCAGUCAAUUUAUGUGUUGAACGUAUAUCAUUUUGUUGACUCAAUAAUGAACAAAUCGUAAGUUUCAAAAUGAUUUAAUUCAAAUCUUAAUCAGGUUUUGUUUUAUUUGUUUUAAAUAAUAUUUUUAUUUAUAAUUAGAGGAUUUUGUUCUUUUAAAUCAUUUUAAUAACGAUAAACAACGCGAAGAAGAUAUUUAUUUUGAAUCUUUAAUCAAUUCUCAUAUUGAUUUUAUUCGAAUUAAAUCAGAUUUUGAUUGUUUACGUCAAUUCAUGUAAUAAAAUACAACAAACAAAACUUUUUUUUCAUAAAGAUUAAAAUUCUUUUAUUUCAUCAAAUAAUAAAUCAUUUAAUAAUUUCAUCUAUUAAAUAAAGAUAUCUUCUCAUAAUUCAAUACUAUUGAUUCGUACGACGAGUUUUCAAACAAUUGUAAACAUUGUAAUAUGUCGAUUGUUGAUUAUACAGUUCUGACGGAAACUAGACAGUCGGAUGAUGGAGGAGAUUCUCUUUAGAAGAAUAAAGUAUGCCAAAUGGAAUCUUUUUUAUCUGACAAUGAUUGAUGAAAAUCUCCUCUGUGUAUUUUAUCUGUUCUAUGAUUUUUGUUACAUUUGUAUGUCAAAUCAAUCAUAUAUAUACCGACACGCAAGUUUUAUACAAGGUAGCUGUUAGAUGCUUUCAUUCAUUUCGGUAAAUUGUUAUUAUAUGUUAACUUAGACUUCUGCUGAUGCUUGCAGAACAAAUCAAAUGAAGAAUGAGCAAAAAUACUUGAUCAAUAUCAAUGAAAGAAAUUGUAAAUGACUGAUAUAUGUAUCGUUUGAGUUAACUCAUUCGUUCGUUUUUGAGUAGUGAAUCAGCAUAUUUUAUUUUUCACAUUUCCUUUCGGGGUCGUCGGAAGUGAGCGAAACUGGGCGUGAACCUAACUUGAGUCCACAGUCUAUGGUUCACCCAUGUUGGCUGUAAUAUGAAGAGAAUUCUCAAUAGAUGUCCUUUGUGAUCGUAUGGUUUUUCAUGAAAUUCUUUUAUUAGCCUUUUCCUUUUUUCUCUUAUAUAUUUUGGCAUCAAUUUCUGGCCAAUUAUUAAUAAAAAUAGUUUUGAAUUUUUAUAAUUAAUUAAUAGUUUUAAUUAAUAUUUAAAGCACUUUUCGCUGAAAAAGUGCGCUCUUUGGUGGAAAAUACACCAUUUAUGCGAGGUUUCGCGAAAAAAUUCUGAAAAACCAGGUGCAUUUUUUAAUGAUAGGACUCAAUUAAUCAAUUUUGCAAUUUGUACUCAUAUGAAACCUAUCAUUCUUCUGGCUCGUCGCUCUGCCCAUAUCACGGCGGCUUUUACAGAAAGUUGGACAUGACUAUCCUUCAUUUAUUUUAGUAUCAGGUUGGGGUUAAUUUUCUGGAACACUUUUUCUAACGUGAAUAUCGGACG